Hibiscus syriacus is the source of this 675-nucleotide messenger RNA. RefSeq lists its product as uncharacterized. Bases 100 to 411 code for a protein of 103 amino acids. NCBI's taxonomy places the organism in Eukaryota, Viridiplantae, Streptophyta, Magnoliopsida, Malvales, Malvaceae. The transcript has a single exon. The record is from RefSeq and is a predicted model, not a curated record.
UCACAAAGUAAUCACCAACGGAGAAGGAAUUUCAAAUUCUUUGGGCGGACAAGGAAUAAAAAAUCCGAGGGAAAAAAUCAAACCUUGGGUUGAUCUCCAAUGUCGGAUUCAAAGUCUUCGAUUAAGUCGAAAAGGCAGUCGAUGUUGGACUCCGACAUGGCUGCGGCGGCUCAACAGCUCAUUCAACUGGGCGACGAAGACAACAGCAACGAAAACAACAAGGGGAUCAGAAGUGAAACAAAGGUGAUCAAAAAGCAAAGUCAAGAUGAGAUAGCUUCUGCAAAGAUAGAAGAGAUUUUUGGGGAAAAAGAAGAGAUUUCCAGAAAGAAGCGAAGGUAUCGGUCUGUCGAGAGUAUUUACAAGGAGACAAAGCCUGUUAAGGUUAACAACGACAAGAAUUCAUGGUAUUGAAGGUUUCUCUCUCUAGGAAUGUUAAUUAGGGUAAUCGAAUCUGCAGGUAUAAGCUUGUGCAAGAAACUAGGUUCUUGAUCAUUGGUUUAUUCUGGGUUUGGGUUAUAAAUCAUGAUCAUGAAGCUUAGUAAACUCGAUUUUAAUCAUUUUUUUAGGUUUCUAGUUAGGUUUUGGAUGACAGCAGUUAGCUUAAUCCGGGUCGUUUUAUUGAUUUAAUAUCUUCCAAGAGCGGAAUUAGGGAAAACUGUGUAUAUUUUGUUGCUG